Populus euphratica (Euphrates poplar) is the source of this 3318-nucleotide messenger RNA. RefSeq names its product bifunctional aspartokinase/homoserine dehydrogenase 1, chloroplastic-like. Bases 210 to 2978 code for a protein of 922 amino acids. Gene Ontology annotation, biological process: aspartate family amino acid biosynthetic process; L-homoserine biosynthetic process. The transcript is spliced from 18 exons. The record is from RefSeq and is a predicted model, not a curated record. Lineage: Eukaryota; Viridiplantae; Streptophyta; Magnoliopsida; Malpighiales; Salicaceae. Gene Ontology annotation, molecular function: homoserine dehydrogenase activity; aspartate kinase activity; NADP binding.
AUCUAGGAGUCUCCUAGCGGACCCUCUCCUAAUCAGCCUCAAAAAUGUAUCGCCAUCGCCAUUGUCGUCGUCGUCGUCGUCAUCAAUCAUAGUCUCCUUUUCCUCUACUAAUACUUACAACACAGAGCAAAAGCCACCAAAACCCAGAGAAGAAAUAAUUAAAAGUGCAGCCAUUUUUAUUCAGUGUAAGCUUUUUCUUAAGAGAAGAAAUGGCUCUCUGUGCUGCUUCGAUCUCCCAUAAUAACACUCCACGCAUUCUCUCCUCUUCUUCAAAUACAUUUUCUCAGCUCAGCAACCAGAAGAAGAUCUCUGCUUCUCCUCAUUUCUCCCUUUUAUCGCUUACUCCUCGCUCUUCUCUCUCCAGGAGUAGUUUUGUUUCCCAGUGGGGAAGAAGGGAGCCUUACUCUUUGCACGGCCAUGUCACGUGUUCGGUUAGAGAUGUUUUGCUGGAUGAAUCCAAGGAAAAGCUUCACCUUCCGAAAGGUGAUAUGUGGUCGGUUCAUAAGUUUGGUGGCACGUGUGUGGGAAGCUGGGAGAGAAUUAAGAAUGUAGCACAAAUUAUUGUUCAGGAUAGCUCAGAGGGGAAAUUGGUGGUUGUAUCGGCGAUGUCCAAGGUGACAGAUAUGAUGUAUGAUCUCAUAGACAAGGCGCAAUCACGAGAUGGUUCCUAUGUAUCUGCUGUAGAUGCUGUUUUUGAAAAGCACAAAUUAACAGCUAUGGAUCUUCUUGAUGGUGAUGAUCUUGCUAGUUUUUUGUCCCGGCUGCAUCAUGAUAUUAAUAACCUCAAAGCCAUGCUUCGUGCAAUAUACAUAGCUGGUCAUGCAACCGAGUCCUUUUCUGACUUUGUUGUAGGACAUGGGGAGUUGUGGUCUGCACAGAUGUUGUCAUACGUUGUUAGAAAGAACGGGCUAGAUUGUGAAUGGAUGGAUACAAGAGAAGUGCUUAUAGUAAAUCCCUCUGGUUCUAAUCAAGUUGAUCCUGAUUUUGCGGAGUCUGAAAAAAGACUUGAAGAAUGGUUCUCUCGACAUCCAUCAAAGACAAUAGUUGCGACUGGUUUCAUAGCCAGUACGCAACAAAAUAUUCCCACAACAUUGAAGCGGGAUGGAAGUGACUUCUCUGCAGCUAUAAUGGGUGCCCUGGUGAGGGCUCGCCAAGUCACAAUUUGGACAGAUGUUGAUGGGGUAUACAGUGCAGACCCCAGAAAAGUUAGUGAGGCUGUAAUACUAAGGACAUUGUCUUACCAAGAGGCCUGGGAAAUGUCCUAUUUUGGGGCAAAUGUCUUACAUCCUCGCACUAUUAUGCCUGUGAUGCGAUAUGAUAUCCCCAUUUUGAUAAGGAAUGUUUUUAACCUCUCUGCUCCUGGGACGAUGAUCUGCCGGCCUGCUGAGAAUGAAGAUGGCCAGAAAUUGGAGUCGCCUGUCAAAGGUUUUGCAACUAUUGACAAUGUGGCUCUUGUGAAUGUUGAGGGAACUGGACUGGCUGGUGUUCCUGGUACAGCUAGUGCCAUUUUUGGUGCUGUGAAAGAUGUGGGAGCUAAUGUCAUUGUUAUAUCCCAGGCUAGUAGCGAGCAUUCUGUAUGCUUUGCUGUACCUGAGAAGGAAGUAGCAGCUGUUGCUGAGGCUUUGAAGUCUAGAUUUCAUGAAGCUUUGAAUGCAGGACGUCUUUCCCAGGUUGCAGUCAUUCCAAAUUGUAGCAUUUUAGCAGCUGUUGGCCAGAAAAUGGCUAGCACACAUGGAGUCAGUGCAACUCUUUUUAAUGCUCUGGCUAAGGCUAAUAUUAAUGUCCAUGCCAUUGCUCAAGGUUGCUCUGAAUACAAUAUUACAGUUGUUAUCAAGGGUGGAGAUUGUAUAAGAGCUUUAAGAGCUGUCCACUCGAGGUUUUAUCUCUCGAAAACCACGAUAGCAAUGGGAAUCAUUGGACCCGGUUUGAUUGGUGCCACAUUACUAGACCAGCUUAGAGAUCAGGCAGCAGUCCUUAAGGAAGAUUUUAACAUUGAUUUGCGUGUUAUGGGAAUCACUGGCUCGAGAACAAUGCUUCUGAAUGAUGUUGGAAUUGACUUGUCAAGAUGGAGAGAGCUUGUAAAGGAUAAAGGUGAAGUGGCUGACCUGGAGAAAUUCAGGCAACAUGUGCAUGGAAAUCAUUUUCUCCCGAAUACUGUUUUGGUAGACUGUACAGCAGACUCUAAUGUUGCAAGUUGUUAUCAUGAUUGGUUGCGAAGAGGAAUUCAUGUAAUCACCCCAAACAAGAAGGCAAAUUCAGGACCACUUGAUCAGUAUUUGAAACUGAGAGCUCUUCAAAGGCAAUCCUAUACACAUUACUUUUAUGAGGCAACUGUUGGAGCUGGCCUUCCAAUUAUUAGCACUUUACGAGGUCUCCUUGAAACUGGGGAUAAAAUACUGCGCAUUGAAGGAAUUUUCAGUGGAACUUUGAGUUAUAUCUUCAACAAUUUCAAAGGUACGCGAGCAUUUAGUAAUGUAGUGGCAGAAGCAAAGCAGGCAGGAUAUACUGAACCUGAUCCAAGGGAUGAUCUAUCUGGAACAGAUGUUGCCAGAAAGGUGAUUAUUCUUGCAAGAGAAUCUGGUUUAAAGUUGGAGCUGUCUGAUAUCCCUGUUCAAAGUCUUGUCCCUGAACCACUGAGAGCUAGUGCAACUGCUGAAGAGUUUAUGCAGCAGUUACCACAAUUUGACAAUGAAAUGGCUAGGGCGAGACAAGAGGCUGAGGAUGCAGGGGAUGUCUUGAGAUAUGUUGGGGUGGUGGAUGCGGAGAGUCAACAAGGGCUUGUUGAGUUGCGAAGAUACAAGAAAGAUCACCCUUUUGCACAGCUUGCUGGUUCUGAUAACAUCAUUGCUUUCACAACUACAAGGUAUAAAGAACAGCCUCUGAUUGUUCGCGGACCUGGUGCUGGGGCUCAAGUGACUGCUGGUGGAAUAUUCAAUGACAUACUGCUACUGGCCUCUUAUCUUGGUGCUCCAUCAUGAUAGCAUCGUUUUCUUGGUUAUCAUAAUGUUAUCAAGAUACAUUUUGCCUUUACGUCUUUCCAUAGGCCUUAAUAAUGCUUUUCUUCAAGGGCAGUGCUGGUCAUGCUUGAGAUGUCGUUAUGCAUUGUAAUUGUUCUCUUAAAAUAAGCUUAUCUGCGGAAGCUUCAGUGCUAGUAUAGUGUGAGCUUAGUUCUGCCAACAUAUACAUAUAUGAAUGGCCUUUUCUUAUUUUCUUGCACCAGGUCUUGUAGUUCCUGGAGAAUGGGAAAUGUUAAAUGUAAGCUUCCAGAAAUGUUCGUACUUGAUAUGAUUAUGAGAUUGCCAUUACUUUCGUUCUUGA